CCCACCUCCAGGUCUUUGCGUUCAAGGAGGACCCUGGAAGCAGACAUCUCCUCCUGCCCACUCUUCAGCUGUAGUUGCAUCUCCUGCAUCUGGGCCUCCCAGUCGCUCUUCUGGUGGUCAAUCAUGAUGUCGAUCUGCCUCAUCAGCUCCUGGAGCUCUGGCUCGCAGUCCGACAACACCGAGCUGUUUUGGACGGAAAGAAAAACUGUUAUCCACAGUGGAGGGGGAGUUGCAAUAUGUCCCUCCCCUCGCAAUACAGGCACAACCUCUAAUGAAGACACCGGAGCAGCUCCAUUCAUUCACUGGAGCUAGACCUGCUUAAUUUUUGUUCUUGUGAAGUCUGCUAGGUGGGAGUGUUUUUCUGGCCGCCGCCAUGGUUCUGUGCACUGAGGGCGACUGCAGCGUUUGCCUGCUGGCCUUCUCGCGGGCGGAGCGGAUCCCGCGGAUGCUCCACUGCAGACACACUUUCUGCCAGCCCUGCCUGGAGACCCUCCAGACGCGUGCCAGGAGCGGCCUGCUCACUGUAGGAUGCCCCCUGUGUCGCCGCGUCACCUGCAUCCGGCCGGGCCUCAGCCUGCAGGAGGCGCUGUGGGUCAACAGCGGCCUAUGGGAGCAGAUACCUGAGGAGGAGGAGGACGCACUGAAAGAUGAAGCCAAAAACCACACGAUGGAAGACUCGUUCCAAGGAAAAUGCCAAGCAGAAUGCAACCACAUGGAUUCGGACCACAGCAUUUCCCGCUGGAAGCGUCUAAAGCUUAGCAUCUUCUUCUGGAGGAAGCUGAAGCUGACCAGGCGCUCUCCAGAGCAGAUGGCAGACAGCAGCAACGUGGAAAUGAAGUCCUGGCGCAGACUUCCCAGUGAAGAUGAUGAAAAACGAUCCGGUUUGGAAGGUGGACGCUGUUAGGACAGAGAAGAAGACAAGUCCCCCCUUACCCCCGUGUGCCGCUUUUUUUAUUUAUUCUAGGCUUAGUUCUCCCAGCUGCUGCUGUGGAUUUGCUUCAGAGAGCAGAUGGUCUCCUGGGACGUUCACUCCUCAACACUAAAAAAUACUUUAUAUUUAUGACAACUGCAGUAGUGUGUACUUGAGUUGUGUACGUUAGAGGACAACAAUGCCGGUGGGCUUCUUCAUCACACCACGCCAAUGUUACUUUUGAGGUGACAAAAGAGUCGCUGGAGCGUGAAAGAGGAUUGUGGGGAGCAUUCAUGGAGCAUCUGGCAAAGAUUCCAUGUUGGAGGACAUGUGACCAUAAUGGAGCGUCAUCAUCGGGGUUAAAAUAAUUUUGGGUGCGGCGUAGGAAAAUCAAUACAUGAAAUGAAGGUUUCACUUUCAUGUAUUCUAUGAAACUGUUUUCCAACCGGGAUGGACCAAGAUGAUCCAGUAGGGGGGCCAGCUGGAUCAAGGGGAGGAGCAAGAGCAGCAGUUAACUGAAUUCAGCGCAUCAUAAAUAAAAAAUUACCUGAUAUUUUUUCUGGCUUUGUAUAGUCACAUGUGCAUGCAUGCUUGUUUUCCUCCUCUCUUUCUACCAAACAGGCUGGAUGACAAGAGAUUUCACUCUACGGAUCUCACCAGCUGGGCGUGUUGGUUCUACAGCAGAAGCAACAGUGUCACACUGAGGAGAGACACACUAGAGAGUGCUAGUAAUGUGUGUCCAUGUUAUAUUUUCCCCAUGCCAAUUGUGUUAUAGAACACCAUUUAAUGUCAAUUUCAGACCAUUAGCGCAUCAUCAUCUUGUGACAAAGUGAAAUAAAUAACUUAAAAGGGGAUCUAUUAUGCCUUUU
This is a messenger RNA of Doryrhamphus excisus (bluestripe pipefish), 1779 nucleotides long. RefSeq lists its product as uncharacterized. Gene Ontology annotation, molecular function: ubiquitin protein ligase activity. Gene Ontology annotation, biological process: protein ubiquitination. NCBI's taxonomy places the organism in Eukaryota, Metazoa, Chordata, Actinopteri, Syngnathiformes, Syngnathidae. The record is from RefSeq and is a predicted model, not a curated record.